Messenger RNA from Pelodiscus sinensis (Chinese soft-shelled turtle), 3692 nucleotides. NCBI's taxonomy places the organism in Eukaryota, Metazoa, Chordata, Testudines, Trionychidae. The record is from RefSeq and is a predicted model, not a curated record.
UGGACGGACUGGCCCGCAGCAGCUUGUCCUCGCCGCCCUCCGCUUUGCAGCGGGAAGCUCCCAGGCGCUGGAGGGGCCCUGGCUUCCCGCUGGGUGGCGCGCGCUGAGGGACCGCCGCCGCCUAGCUCCGGGUGCAGGGGAGCCAGGGGCCCGGCCAGCUGUGCUGAAGCUGCAGGCGCCGGCCAGGGACCCUCGGGCGCAGCUGUACUAGGCGUCCCAGCGUGAUUUUUCUUCCCGGUUUGUGUUAAAAUGAGUUCAGAUUUUGAAAACUAAACUGGCAUAAAAAGACAAAAGAAGCUAAAGUCUUGUUCAGAAAGUAGCUUUGAGGUAAUUCAGUGGCAAUGGCUAAAGAUAAGAAGAAAGAUGGCAAAAAAACAGAAAAGGUGGCACCUGCCCCUGCUCCUGAGACUUCAUUUGAAGAUAGUUUUUCCAAGCUGUCAUGUGUCCAGACAUCAUUGAAUCAAGCAGAGGAAGCACAAGCAAGCCCUUUAGAACCCCAAGAAGAACCAAAAGAGGUGGAAGAACCUAAGAUCCAAGAAGCAGUUCAGAUUUAUGAAGAGCCUAUUCUCACCCAACUGAUUGUAGAAAACUAUGAAGGAGAAAAAGUCCAUGGAUUAUAUGAAGGGGAAGGUGUGGCAUAUUUUCAGGGAGGAAAUAUAUACAGAGGCAUGUUUUCCGAAGGACUCAUGCAUGGACACGGGACUUAUAUAUGGGCUGAUGGAGUGAAGUAUGAGGGGAACUUUGUUAAGAAUGUGCAGAUGUAUAACGGCAGUUACACAUGGCCUGAUGGCAGCACGUAUGAAGGAGAAGUGAAGAAUGGAAUCAGGCAUGGCUUUGGCAAGUUCAAGUUUGGCACCCAUCCAGUUUCAUACAUUGGCCAAUGGUGUGAAGGCAAAAGACAUGGAAAGGGUAACAUUUAUUAUAACCAGGAAGGUACUUCCUGGUAUGAAGGUGACUUGGUAAACAACGUCAAAGAUGGCUGGGGGAUAAGAUGUUAUAAAUCUGGAAAUAUCUAUGAAGGUCAAUGGGGAAAAAAUGUGCGCCACGGGGAAGGAAGGAUGAGGUGGCUAACAACUAACCAGGAGUACACUGGGAAGUGGGUAAAUGGAAUCCAGCAUGGGUAUGGUACCCACACUUGGUUUCUGAAGAGAAUACCUGAGUCUCAGUAUCCUUUGAGGAAUGAAUAUGUAGGGGAUUUUGUAAAUGGGGAUCGUCAUGGACAUGGAAGGUUCUUCUAUUCCAGUGGAGCAAUGUAUGAUGGAGAAUGGGUUUGCAAUAAAAAACAUGGUUUUGGGAGAUUUGUCUUCAAGAAUGGACAUAUUUAUGAAGGAGAGUUUAUAAAUGAUCAAAUAGCAGAGUAUCCAGCUUUUCAAGUGGAUGCAAUGAAUACUCAGGAUCUGAGUGGCAUUCGCACACAAAGUCCCUUUGGCACCGAAGCCAUCAGAAUAGUUGAUGGUCCAGGAAAUACCUCUUUAUUGGGAUCAGACAUUGAAUUAGACAUAUCUUCAUUGCUGAACUUGUUUCCAGAGAAAGACAGACAGGAAGAAAUGAAACAGGUAGAAUAUGUGGUAUUGAGACACAUUACAGUACUGAGAAGACUCUACUGUUUGUACAGCGGUUUAGGUUCUGAUCCAUCUCUUGAUAACACCUUCCUGAUGACUAAGCUCCAGUUCUGGAAAUUUCUAAAGGAUUGCAGGUUUCAUCAUUACAAUGUAACCCUUGCUGAGAUGGACAGGAUACUGAAUGAAGGUAAAACAACGCCCGAGGAAAUGCAUUCUCCAUAUGAGACUUUGCUGCUAAGAACAUUUUUGACAUACCUUAUUCAUCUAGCAGUCCACAUCUAUCACAAAGAACACAAAGAUAAAGGUCCCUAUCUGUUUAAGUGCUUCUCAGCAAUGAUGAUGAAGAACAUUAUUCCCAAUAGCUCUCGUGUACAAGGCAUUAUAUUCUAUGAACGACAAGCCAUCUGUGCUAUUAAUUACAUUGAUAAAUGUUGGGAGAUAUACAGGGCUUACUGUAGACCAAACACUAUACCUCCUUAUGAACCCACAAUGAAAAUGAGACACUUCCUCUGGAUGUUGAAAGAUUUAAAUAUGCUCAGCAAACAAUUAACUGCAACAAAAAUUGUGGAAAUACUGGCAAAGGACAAUCCUUUUGUACGCGAUAGAGAUAAUAGCAACUUACAGUAUGAGUUGGUUUUUCUUGAAUUCCUUGAAGCUCUCCUUGAAUGUGCCGUGUUGUAUGUUACCAAUGAUAUGAUUAAACAGCAAGCAGAUCGUUUAAAUAAAAAAGGAAGUAGUUACACAAUUGAAGAUUACACAGGCAGUAGUACAGGGAAUAUUCCUCCACACUCAGAAUACUCUUCAUUUCAGUCCUUUCAUAGCAGUGCUGAGAUAAGCCAUGACUCCUCUGAGACAAAUCACAUUCCUACAAGGUCUUCAAGCAAGCUGGCACAGUCACCUGAUAAUAAAAUAAAGAAACCCGAGAUUAAAUCCAAGGACUAUGCAGUAGAACACAGAACUUUCAGACAGACUGUGAAAUCUUCUGAAGAAGAGAAAGAUAAAUUAGAAAAAGCAAAAAAUGAACAGAAGGAAAAAUACAGUCUGUGGCUGAACCAGAUACACAUCUUUUUGGUCAACACGUUCUUUCCUGCCUACAAGCAUGCUCAAGUGGUGAAGGAAUGCAUAAAAGAAAAUAGGAAACGGGAUGCUGAAUUAGCCAUUCAGUUGAAAAUCAAAGAGGAAGAGGAAGAGGAAGCAAAACUCAUGGCCAGAAGGGAAGCAGAAGAGACCAAAAAACAAGAAGAAGCUGCAGCAGAUCAAGCAGAGACAGAUGAUGGACUGGUGAAAACAGAGCCAGAGGAUUCAGCUACACAGCUGCCACUUCCUCCAAAGGAAGAAGUAGUGAUCCCACCCCAGCCAAUCAUCAGUAAGGUUUCUGCAGGUGUGAAGAAAAAGAAAAAGUAAAUUAGGCUGGCUGUUGUAAUAGAGCUGUAAGUAGUCUGUACUUGUUAACCCUCUUACGGUAUUAGGUUUCCUUUGGAGGCCUAUAAAAUCUAAACAUUAUAGUGUAGAUUCUAGGAAAUGAGUGCCAUUAAAAUAAUUUGUAUUUAUUUAUAUCAGAGGGAAACUUCAUUCUCCCUAGUCUUUCUACCCACCUCCAACUACUGGUAUCCUGAGCCCCCCAUGAAAUUUAGAUGUGAUUAUAUAAAUUGAUUACCCAUAAAACUUGUGUAAACCUUUGAGCAUAUAAAGCUAUUCCAAAACAUUUUCCAUUAAAAGCUACAGGAGCUUAGCAUUUCAAGUUUGUUUGUUGGCUACCUCUUGUAACCAUAAGACCACAUAGUCUGAAUUAGGGUUGUUAGGUGUCUGGUUUUGAACCAGACUGUCAGGUAUACAAAUUGAGAAAAUACGGGACAUAUAAAUGUAUGGUAUUUUCUAAUUAAAUAAGUUUUAUUAUUAUCAUGAGUAUCAGAAUGUAGUUGUGUACUGGCAGACAUGCUCACGCUGCGUGAGUGUGUCUACCAGCUAGGCAGUACGCAUCUACACGGGGGGAGGGGGAAGGAAUGGAAUCCCGAGGGCCAGACUCGCCCGUGCGCUCUCCUGGGACCAUGCUGGGAUGGGCAGCGCCCCGGGAUCAGGGCCAGUCCACCACAUUUUGGCACCUGAGGUGGGGAGCUCAAAUGCCGCUCC